AUGGAUAAGAGUUGGAUGAUUUUACCGAGACAAACUGAGGAGUAUAGAAAUGGAGUUGAGUCUUUCUUACAAUUUGCAUUUUCUAAUGCUAACAUAAAUGGAAUGAUUUUAUGCCCUUGUGUGCGGUGUAAGAUUGGUAUAUUUGUUUCAAGAGCGGUUGCUUAUGAUCAUUUGACGGUUGAUGGAUUCAUCAAAGGUUAUACUCACUGGGUAGCUCAUGGAGAAAUAGCUUAUAGUGCAUCUACAAACUCUGAUUUUGUCCAAUCUCGAAAGGAUGCAGAUGAUAUGCAAGGAUUAGUUUACGAGGCAUUUGGGAUUCCAGAGCAUAAUGAUAGUAUUAUCAGCACAUCAGCAUUUGAAAAUGAUAAGGAGAUUCCAACUAGAGAGGCAGAGAAAUUCUAUAAAUUAAUUGAUGAUUCACAAAAAGAAUUAUAUCCAGGUUGUAAGAAAUUCUCAAAACUUGCAUUUAUUAUUCGUUUGCUUCACUUGAAGUGUCUAGGGAAAAUGACCAACAGGAUUUUUGAUAUGCUUUUAAAUUUAUUGAGAGAAGCAUUUCCAAAUGCAAUGGAUGAUUUGCCUAAAUCGUACUAUGAAGCAGAAAAAUUGAUGAAGCAAUUAGGACUUGGUUAUGAAAAGUUUGAUGCUUGUCCUAAUGAUUGCACUUUGUUUUGGAGGUUGGAUAAAGACAGAAUUCAAUGCAAAAUAUGUAGUGAGCUUAGAUGGGAAACAUCUGAAAAUGAUCCUACUGCAUCCCAUAUGAGAUGGCAUUCUGAAUCCCGUACAAAGGAUGGUUACAUGCGACAUCCGGCUGAUUCUCCAUCUUGGCAAACAUUUGACCAUAAGGAUCCAGAAUUUGCAAAGGAUCCUAGGAACAUAAGGCUUGGUUUAGCAUCAGAUGGAUUUAAUCCAUUCAAAAAUAUGAGUGUGACACAUAGGAAUAACAUCGACAUCUACUUGCAACCUCUUAUUGCAGAUUUGAAGGAUUUAUGGGAGAUAGGAGUUCAAACAUAUGAUGCAUCAACUAAACAGAAUUUUCAAUUGCAUGCUGCAUUACUAUGGACAAUAAGUGAUUUCCCCGGAUAUGCAAACUUAUCUGGAUGGAGUACUAAAGGAAAACUUGCAUGCCCAGUGUGUCAUCAAUUUACACAUUCACAAUGGUUAAAACAUGGUGGAAAAUAUUGUUAUAUGGGUCAUCGGAGGUUUUUAAAUAGUGAUCAUGUAUUUCGAAAAAAUGCUCAAUUUUUUGAUGGCACAGAAGAGCAUGGAAGACCACCACCUAUACUAUCAGGAGACAUGGUGAUAAAUGAGUUGAAAAAUUUGAAAUUUACUUUUGGAAAAACAGUUAAUGAUAAUUCAGCUCUGCCAUUCAAUUGGAAAAAAAUGAGUAUAUUCUUUGAUUUACCAUAUUGGAAAGAUAAUGUGAUACGUCACAAUCUUGACCUUAUGCAUAUUGAAAAGAAUGUAUGUGAAUCUAUUUGUGGGACAUUGCUGAAUAUAGAAGGAAAAUCGAAAGAUAAUCUCAAAUCACGACUUGAUUUGCAAGAAAUGGGGAUAAGAUCAUCACUUCAUCCUAUUGAGAAAGGAUCAAAUAAAGUUUAUUUACCUCCCGCAUCUUUUUCAAUGGGGAAAAAAGAGAAGGAUAUAUUUUGCAAGGUCCUAAAAAAAAUCAAAGUUCCAGAUGGCUAUGCAUCCAAUAUUUCACGAUGUGUUCAAAUGAAACCGACAAAAUUAAGUGGUCUAAAAAGUCAUGACAAUCACAUCUUGAUGCAGCAAUUAUUGCCAGUAGCACUACGCAAAACUUUAUCUAAAUCUGUUCGGAUUCCUUUGAUUAGAUUAAGCAGAUAUUUUCAAGAGUUAUGUUGUAAAGUAAUUUCUCCUACAGAUUUGGUUCGUUUAAAGAGAGAUAUUGCUGUGAUCCUAUGUGAAUUGGAAAAGAUUUUUCCUCCAUCAUUUUUUGACAUAAUGGUUCAUCUAACUAUUCAUUUGGCAACUGAAGUACAACUUGCUGGGCCAGUUCACUAUCGUUGGAUGUAUCCAAUUGAAAGGCAAUGCGAGCUUGAAGAGGGUGUUCCCCACAAGCUAUGA
Zingiber officinale is the source of this 2085-nucleotide messenger RNA. RefSeq lists its product as uncharacterized. The transcript has 4 exons. Bases 1 to 2085 code for a protein of 694 amino acids. The record is from RefSeq and is a predicted model, not a curated record. NCBI's taxonomy places the organism in Eukaryota, Viridiplantae, Streptophyta, Magnoliopsida, Zingiberales, Zingiberaceae.